Messenger RNA from Pelobates cultripes (western spadefoot toad), 1140 nucleotides. The record is from the annotation of a GenBank genome assembly. NCBI's taxonomy places the organism in Eukaryota, Metazoa, Chordata, Amphibia, Anura, Pelobatidae.
AUGCAUGAUAAUUACAUCCAAGAAAAUGACACAAACACCUGUCUAGACAGGUUAAAACCUCAGUAUCUUGCAAUGUUUCUAAGCAUUUACCAAGAGAAAGACGAAAGCAAGGCGAGAGCAAAGGACUUUUGUGAUCUCUGCCUGAAACCGGCUUUAACGGAAUACAUUUACAAACAUCUCGGACAAGAAAUAGUGGACGAUGUCUUAAGCAGUUCAGGCAAUAUCAUAUUUAAAAGUCGAUCCUUCUUUCAAGCUACGGUGCUGGAGAGUCUUUCAGGUACUGAAGAAUUUAGCAAUUAUAUAAAGUACAUAAAUUCAUAUGAGCGUUUUUUACAAAGCUGGAUAUUCACACACAUCUCAGAUAAAUACAAUAAAUCGUCACAAUUAGAAACGUUACAAGAAAAUAUACUCUUUGAGAUUGUUAAAAAAAUCAAAAAUGUUCUUAGAGAAGAAAAAUGUCUGAACUGUUCAUCUAUCACAAACCUUUUAGAAUACAUUUGUAAAGAAUUAAAAAAGGAAUUGGUAAUUUCACAGAGUGAGAUGUAUAUGAUCGCUUUUGGGAACAAUGCGGAUGUGGAGCAGUUUUCUGGUGACAUUCAGACUUUUCUUUCAGAAACAGAAACAGAAAUCCUAUCUGAAGUGAAAUAUUUGGAUGUUGAAUCCAUUCUCUCCAAGGUCACACUGAAGCCACAGGAUGAAUUGCUGAAGAAGGUGAUGGGAUGUGGGGAGCAGUGUCCGUUCUGUAAAGUCCCCUGUGAGGCUGGGGGUGUCGAACAUUCCCAUCAUUUUGCAUCCAUUCACAGACCUCAAGGAUUGGGAAAAUACAGAAAUGUAUACACCAACAUUUUAAACAAAAACAUAUGCUCUACCAAUGUUGUGUCCAAUGGAAGAUUUAGAAAUGCAGACACAAAAGAGGAAUGGCACCCAUACAAGGAAUAUCGUACACUUUACCCAGACUGGUCGAUCCAGCCAGAUCCCAGCAUUGAAUCCUCUGAUUACUGGAAAUAUGUUUUUGUGAAGUUUAAUGAGCAGUUUGCAGCAGAAUAUAAUGCCGAACCAGCUGAACUGCCAUGGGAGUGGACACAAAUAAACAAAGAACAAGCGAUACAGAGCCUGAAGGAUGCAUUUAAUGUGAAAUAA